AUGGCUAACAAGAACGAUCAGGCUUCUACCAACUACAAGGAAGCGUUCUCGCUUUUCGACCGCCGCGGCACUGGCCGUGUGUCGGGCGACCUGCUGGGCGACCUGCUGCGGGCCUGCGGCCAAAAUCCCACGCUGGCAGAGAUCAGUGACCUGGAGAAGUCCAUCGGUGGUGAAUUUGAUUUCGAUUCCUUCCUGAAGGUGCUCAACCGUCCGGGUGGCUUCCGUGAACCCGGUGAGCCCGAGGAAUACUGCCGGGGUUUCCAGGUGUUCGAUAAAGAUAUGACCGGAUUCAUUGGAGUAGGCCAGCUGCGCUAUAUUCUCACCAAUCUCGGUGAGAAGAUGUCCGACGAUGAGGUUGACGAACUUCUCAAAGCGGUCGAUACCAGCUCAGGCGAGAUCAACUACACCGACCUUGUGCGCACGAUCCUUGCCAACUGA
This is a messenger RNA of Penicillium macrosclerotiorum, 438 nucleotides long. RefSeq lists its product as uncharacterized. Gene Ontology annotation, biological process: mitotic actomyosin contractile ring assembly. The record is from RefSeq and is a predicted model, not a curated record. The transcript is spliced from 3 exons. Gene Ontology annotation, cellular component: myosin II complex. Lineage: Eukaryota; Fungi; Ascomycota; Eurotiomycetes; Eurotiales; Aspergillaceae. Gene Ontology annotation, molecular function: calcium ion binding. The coding region runs from base 1 to 438 and encodes 145 amino acids.